This is a messenger RNA of Hymenoscyphus albidus, 300 nucleotides long. The record is from the annotation of a GenBank genome assembly. NCBI's taxonomy places the organism in Eukaryota, Fungi, Ascomycota, Leotiomycetes, Helotiales, Helotiaceae.
AUGCAACUCCAACCCCUCCUUGCUCUCGCCGCGCUAGCCGCCACCGGUGUCAACGGCCAGUGGAACCAAGCCUGGUGCGACACCGACCGGAUCAACAGCAUAGUCGACGUCGUGGCGACGGAAAAAUCGUGUAACGCUCUGACCGGCAGUACGGAUGCCAGGCUUACCAAGGGGACGACAUUCAAGGGCGAUCCCGACGCGUUGUGCAUCAGCAACGGCGGAGAGAUUGACGGUCCCGCUUGGAAGGCAUCUUGCACGGCGAAUGGUGCGAAAGAAAGUGGUCGUGGUCAAGAAUCGUAG